AUGAGCGAGUCCAAUAGGCUGUACGGUAAAUCACCGUCGCCUAAUGCACACCACCGCCGCGGAUAUCAGGCCUGUGAUCCAUGUCGGAAACGCAAGGUCAAGUGCGACCUAGGAAGCGUUGAUAACCCACGUCCCCCACCAUGUGUUCGGUGUCGGCGCGAAAGCAAACGAUGCGAAUUUUCAGCUACUCGCCGCAAGCGCAAGGGCUCCGAUGCUCUCGAGGAACCUGAAGAACCAGUCAUUCUGCACCGCGACAAGCGGAUGAUGAUCGGGGAAGUCGCCAAGGUCGAAGGCACCAGUGAAGGUCCUUCAUUCUCACCCUCUGAGCCACCCCAGUUCGAGCCCGAAGCCGUGCGCGCUCAGCAGAGAUGGCCCGACGCAACCCCCGCACCUGCAACCCAGCAGUACACACCCAGCGCCCCGAUCUCUCGUGUUCCCACGUAUCCCCUCGACCGCGCACCAGCACCUAGCUAUGGAGGACCGCCAAUGAUGAACCGCACGGCGGUGGAGCUGCUAUCGCCCGCAAUUACGAACACGCAUGAUGCUUUGCAUCUGCUUUCCGAAGCUGCGGGAAGGACCGAGGAUCUCAACCGUCAGAGCUUGGAGAAUCGCUUGGCUGCACGGCAGUCGGUGUCUUCGUUCAACUCGGGGCCUUCGCCUUUGCCUCAAGGUAGCUCACCGCGAAGCUUGGGUGGUUCGUUUGUGCGGACUCCCCGCUCAGGAAUGUCCAUGGGAGGUUCUACUUACUACCCGGCUGGAGCCUCAGGGCCUGUAGAUCCUCAGAUCGUGGACCCGGGUCCUCAAAGGGAAAGUCCCGUCAAUAAGCCCCAGGAGCAAGACUAUCGGGAUGCAAUUCGGGCAUGGUCACGGCUGCGAUUUGUUCGCGCUGGAUGGCUUACUGUGGAAGAGGGUAUGGACUAUGUAGCGUACUAUUAUGAAAAUCUGGCGCCAAUGAGCCCAGUGGUGAUUCCGGAUUUCUCUCAUCCGUCCACCCAUCGCACAUUGCUCACGGAUGAGCCGGUGCUUGCAGUCACGAUCCUCACGAUCGCCUCGCGACAUCUGAAGCCGAAAGGUGACGGUGCCAACACACGGGCGUUUUACAUCCAUGAUCGUCUCUGGGCAUAUUUGCGCAGUAUGAUUGAACGUCUAUUUUGGGGACAAGAAAAAUUCGAUGCUGGACUGGUAGGCAUUGGCCGGCCGAGGUCGCUUGACUUGGGUGCCCCGGCAUCAGGAGGCAAGUCUGGCGCAAAAGGACAAUUGAGAUCCUUAGGUACCGUUGAAGCUAUGCUACUGCUUACAGAGUGGCACCCGCGAAAUCUACACUUCCCACCCGGUGAUGAUGAGAAUUCUCUUUUGGAUACGGAUGCUCAGACACAGGGUCGAGGUGAUAACCUUGACCAUGAUGAAAAUACUGGAACCCGAGGUGCAGAAGGACGAGUCGCUUUUCAAAAAUGGCUGGAACCAGCCUGGCGCUCCGAUCGGAUGUCAUGGAUGCUUUUGAGCACGGCGCAAGCUCUGGCUUUCGAACUGGGUGUUUUCGAUCCAAAGGGAGACCCAAAAGGCGCCAACGAGCCUCCGGGUGAACAAACUCGUAAACGCAGACUGCGCCGAUUGAUUCUCGUGUUCAUUACACACAGCAGCGGUCGUCUAGGCAUUCCGUCUAUGCUUCCGUUGCCUCAAUGGGGACAGGAUAUCACGCCGAGUCCCACUGAUGCACAGGAUGGUGAUACUCAUAUCGAUCAGAUGCAAGACUGCUGGAUUAGCGUUUCCAAAAUUGUCUACCAGGCCAACCAUCUGUUGUUCGCGUCUAGUGAUCAAACGAUGGAACUGAUUCGCACGGGACGGUACCGUGAUCAAAUCGAUCGAUUCCAGCCAUAUCUACACGAGUUCAGGCAACAACUUGAUAGUGUUCCCAACUUGUCGCCGGCUAUGCGAAGUGUUUUGCUGAUUGAAGUGGAGUAUACUCGUCUCUACAUCAACUCUCUUGCACUGCAGGCUGUUGUUGACCGAUGGACUACUAUGUCCAAUGAGUCUGCUCAAUCUCAAGCGGGACGGCCAGCUUCCGGUCCAUCCAAUAGCGGUGGCUGGUUCCAGACAUUGAUGGAGCUCUACCGCGUCAAUGAACAUUACAUCCAGGAAGUUAUUGAUUCCUCCCGCAAAAUUUUAACGACAGUUUUGGAAGGCCUUGUUCCGGAAGGCCGACUUAGACAUGCGCCCAUUCGAACCUUUUUCCGGAUCUUGUCUGGCAUGAUUUUCAUCUUGAAGACCUUCACACUAGGCGCUCGAGAAGAUGACGUGCGAGUCUCCUUGGACCUGCAAGACCGGACGGUGGAGGCCCUACGUCUUUACGUCGUAGAUGACGUGCACCUGAGCAACACCGUAGCGCGACUACUAGAGCUUCUCACAAGCAGCAUCCGCACCCGCUUCCUCCGAUUCGCACCCAAUGACCGCGGCGUGGAUGGCGAUGGCCACGACCGCACCUCAGUCCCCGGCUCUCGAGCCCAUUCCCCGCCGCGCGAGAGCACAUCUCGCCGCGACGGCCCGCACACCGGCUGGUCCGCAACCCCCGGUCAAGAUACAACACCAAGCGGGGCGGGUCUAGGGUAUGUCGACAAUGCAGGGCACCCGAUGGGUUCAGGUCACGACCCACUGGCAAAUAUCCCUGCGCAGCCAAUUAAUUCGUCCAACCAUAACGUUUCCUUCAUGCCCCCUCCACCAUCCGUCUACUACAACUACUAUGACUCGAAUUCUGGUCUUCCGAACGACAUGGACAGAUCAUCGCCGAACCAUGUCCCCUCUUCCCAGCCCAUGAGCGACAAUCAUGCGAACUCCGGCGCUCUUCCGGAUUGGUUCGCCUUGCCCCUGGAUCAAUUCUUUAAUAGCUCCACAGGAGUUGUUGACCAGGGUCUUGGGGGAACGGGGCCUAUGCUUGGCGAGUUUGAUAUGCUUGAGGUGCUGCUUAACGAGGGCUACGAUGGGAAUACGAACGCGAAUGGGGAGGGCGAAUCGGGUGGACUUUCAUCUCAGUACCUGCCUUCAUGA
Messenger RNA from Penicillium nucicola, 3042 nucleotides. RefSeq names its product Zn(II)2Cys6 transcription factor domain-containing protein. Gene Ontology annotation, biological process: aromatic amino acid catabolic process; positive regulation of transcription by RNA polymerase II. Gene Ontology annotation, cellular component: nucleus. Gene Ontology annotation, molecular function: zinc ion binding; DNA-binding transcription factor activity, RNA polymerase II-specific. NCBI's taxonomy places the organism in Eukaryota, Fungi, Ascomycota, Eurotiomycetes, Eurotiales, Aspergillaceae. The transcript is spliced from 5 exons. The record is from RefSeq and is a predicted model, not a curated record. Bases 1 to 3042 code for a protein of 1013 amino acids.